AACUAGGGGGCCCUGGGAGAAGGGAGUCAUGUUGGAGGGAGUAUAUGUUGGAGGGGGGGAACACAACGACAGUCCAGCUCCUGCUGAAACGCAUGUGCUGCCCCUGCAGCCUCCUAGGGCUCCUUGCCCUCUUUGUCGCCGGCAAAUGCACUUACAGCCCGGAGCCUGACCAGCAGCGGACGCUGCCACCAGGCUGGGUGUCUCUGGGCCGUGCGGACCCUGAGGAAGAGCUGAGUCUCACGUUUGCCCUGGGACAGCAGAACCUGGAGAGACUGUCCGAGCUGGUGCAGGCUGUGUCGGAUCCCAGCUCUUCUCGCUACGGAAAGUACCUGACCCUAGAGGAUGUGGCUGAACUGGUCCGGCCAUCACCACUGACCCUCCACACAGUCCAAAAAUGGCUUUUGGCUGCUGGAGCCCGGAACUGCCACUCAGUGACUACACAGGACUUUCUGACUUGCUGGCUGAGUGUCCGACAAGCAGAGCUGCUGCUCUCUGGGGCUGAGUUUCAUCGCUAUAUGGGGGGACCUGCAGAGACCCAUGUUGUAAGGUCCCCACAUCCCUACCGGCUCCCGAAGGCCUUGGCCUCCCACGUGGACUUUGUGGGGGGGCUGCACCGCUUUCCCCCCACAUCAACCCUGAGGCAACGCCCUGAGCCACAGGUGCCAGGGACUGUUGGCCUGCACCUGGGGGUGACCCCAUCUGUGAUCCGUGAGCGGUACAACUUGACGGCACAAGACGUGGGCUCUGGCACGACCAACAACAGUCAAGCCUGUGCCCAGUUCCUGGAGCAGUAUUUCCAUGACUCAGACCUGGCUGAGUUCAUGCGCCUCUUCGGUGGGAAGUUUGCACACCAGGCAUCAGUAGCCCGUGUGGUCGGACAGCAGGGCCGGGGCCAGGCCGGAAUCGAGGCCAGCCUAGAUGUGGAGUACCUGAUGAGUGCUGGCGCCAACAUCUCCACCUGGGUCUACAGUAGCCCUGGCCGGCAUGAGUCACAGGAGCCCUUCCUGCAGUGGCUCCUCCUGCUCAGUAAUGAGUCAGCCCUGCCACAUGUGCACACCGUGAGCUACGGGGAUGAUGAGGACUCCCUCAGCAGCGCCUACAUCCAGCGGGUCAACACCGAGCUCAUGAAGGCUGCUGCUCGGGGUCUUACCCUGCUCUUUGCCUCAGGUGACAGUGGGGCUGGGUGUUGGUCUGUCUCUGGAAGACACCAGUUCCGUCCCAGCUUCCCUGCCUCCAGCCCCUAUGUCACCACGGUGGGAGGCACAUCCUUCCAGAAUCCUUUCCGAGUCACAGAUGAGGUUGUUGACUAUAUCAGUGGUGGCGGCUUCAGCAAUGUGUUCCCACGGCCUUCAUACCAGGAGGAAGCUGUAGCCCAGUACCUGAGCUCCAGUCCCCACUUGCCACCAUCCAGUUACUUCAAUGCCAGCGGCCGUGCCUACCCAGACGUGGCUGCACUCUCUGAUGGCUACUGGGUGGUCAGCAACCAUGUGCCCAUUCCAUGGGUGUCUGGCACCUCGGCCUCUACUCCAGUGUUUGGGGGACUCCUAUCCCUGAUAAAUGAACACAGAAUCCUCAGAGGCCUCCCCCCUCUUGGUUUUCUCAACCCACGGCUCUACCAGCAGCAUGGGGCAGGACUCUUUGAUGUAACACGUGGCUGCCAUGAGUCCUGUCUGAAUGAAGAGGUGGAGGGUCAAGGUUUCUGCUCUGGUCCUGGCUGGGAUCCUGUGACAGGCUGGGGAACACCCAACUUCCCAGCUCUGCUGAAGAUACUAAUUAACCCUUGAUCCUUUCUUGCUACAAGAGUGGGCCUGUCCACUGCCCCACAGCUGGUGGCUCGGUCCCUGAUUCUGCACUGUUGGAAGCCCUGCUAAACCCUCAACUGUUGACUGCCGCAGCUUAUCUCCCUAACCCAGAAAUGCUGUGAGCUUGACUUGACUCCCAACGCUACCUGCUCCCUUAUACUCAGGUUCCCCUGCCCCUGACCCAGGUUCCUCUACAGAUGCUAUAACCUGCACUGUUUGGGAGCCUCCUCCGCACACCGCCCCCUCUUCCAUUUCUUCUUUUUUUUUUUCAACUUUUUUUUUCAGUUGUUUACACUGUCUGUGUAGUACACUAUUUCACUUCAUCUUCACUCCUCAAUUCAUUGCCAUGAGACCUCUGCUCUUACUUUUUCACUCUUUCCUCCCCUGAGAAACACUGAGAAAUGAAGGCCUUCCUGCUGCUUCAUCCAGUGGACACUUCCCAAUCUUUGCUCUGUGGGCUCUCUGUCACAGUAGUCUACUGCCUCUCCUUCCUUACUUCCCAGGGCUUAACUUCUCCUCUGACCACUCCCUAUUCCUCCUUCAUUCCCUCUUCCCUCUUUCUCUUUCUCCGCUUCCUCAUUGAAUGUUGUUGUAUUUCAUUGCUCCAUCCUUAGCCUUUUGCUCUUCUUGCUCUACUCAUUGACCCUGGAACAAAUCAAUCACUGGCAUCCACAGCCAUCAUCUCACUAUAUCAGACUUUUUAUCCAACAGUGAUCGAUACCUCAAAAGUAAUAUGUGUGAUACUCAAUAUUUCAUCUCCCUUCUUCCCAAUCCCAAACUGUUCUGUUUCUUUUUUGUAAAUGACACUAUGCGGGCUUCCCUGGUGGCACAGUGGUUGAGAGUCCGCCUGCCGAUGCAGGGGACAUGGGUUCGUGCCCCGGUCCGGGAAGAUCCCACAUGCCGCGGAGCGGCUAGGCCUGUGAGCCAUGGCCGCUGAGCCUGCGCGUCCAGAGCCUGUGCUCCGCAACGGGAGAGGCCACAGCAGUGAGAGGCCCGCGUACCGCAAAAAAAAAAAAAAAAAAAAAAAAAAAAAAAUGACACUAUGCUUCUUCCAACCAAGCCAGAAACCUAAAGUGUCAUCCUAGACUCCCUUUUCCUCACCUCCUCCCAUCAUCAUCUUCAAUCAACAAGUCCUGCUGACUUUACCUCUUAAAUAUAUCUUUAUCAAUCCACAAGUCCUGCCAUUUGUAUUUCCUAAGUAUAUCUAGAACUCAUCGAAUUCUCUCCAUCUCUACUGCUACUACAUUAGCCCUGAGCCAUAUUCCCUCUCCUCUGAAUUGAGGAGGCCCUUGCCUAAACCAUCUACCAGAGUAAGAUGCAAAUCCCAUAAGGUCAUUUACUUGAUUAAGACCCUUCAAAGAUUACUGGAUAUAGUUCAGGCUUUUUAUCAUGACUUAAAAACCUAAUCCCUUACUUGCCAUUUGUUCCUGAGUAACAAAUUGUUUAUCCUUUCCUGCCCUCCCCACAGACACUUUCACUUUUGCUCAAGAUAUUCUGGGCCCUAACAUUACACCUGGCUCCCUUUGCCUGGUUGAUUUCCAGAAUUCUUUCGAGACUCAGAAGUCACCUUCUCGUGUGAACCUUUUGGCUCCCUGAAGCUAGUUGAUUUUGGUAUGACAGAAAAAUCCUAGAUCCUUGAAAACAAACCUGUUUGAUUCUUGGCUCUGAUAUAGAGUAGGCGAGAGCCUUGAACAAGUAAGUUCAACUCUCUGAGCCUUUUUCCUCAUCUGUUACGUGAGGAUAUUGAUACCUGCCUCUAAUAUUCAGGGAAUCAUUAAAUGGGAUAAAGUUAAUAGAAUGCCUGACACAGAUACAGGCAGCACCUGUUAGUUCCCUUCCUCCCUUGCACUGUACACUCUGUGUCUACCUCCAGUAUUUAAACCCCCAAAUAUUGUUGAAAUGGCCAGUUAACUGUUUGCCUCCCUUUCCAAGACUAUUGGUGCCUAGAGGACUAGAACCUUGUCCUACUUAACUUUGUAUUUGCAGGCCCUAGCUCAGGACUGGCAAAUAGGAAUUAAAUAAAUGUUUGCUGCAUUGAAAAA
Molecule: messenger RNA, 3844 nt
Organism: Mesoplodon densirostris (Blainville's beaked whale)
Lineage: Eukaryota; Metazoa; Chordata; Mammalia; Artiodactyla; Ziphiidae
Gene: TPP1
Product: tripeptidyl peptidase 1
Exons: 12
Coding region: 45-1784 (579 amino acids)
Biological process (GO): proteolysis; central nervous system development
Molecular function (GO): tripeptidyl-peptidase activity; serine-type endopeptidase activity
Source: RefSeq, a predicted model, not a curated record